Molecule: messenger RNA, 654 nt
Organism: Neofelis nebulosa (Clouded leopard)
Lineage: Eukaryota; Metazoa; Chordata; Mammalia; Carnivora; Felidae
Gene: MYL5
Product: myosin light chain 5
Exons: 7
Coding region: 133-654 (173 amino acids)
Cellular component (GO): cytoplasm
Molecular function (GO): calcium ion binding
Source: RefSeq, a predicted model, not a curated record
AGGGUAGCCCUGCGCCUGCCCUUGUAGGGAGCGGCAGCCGGAGCCCGAAGUGUCCUGGGGGACUGGGUAGGAGCUUAAGACAGGCGACCUAGGCAGGGAGGGCACAGACCAUCGCAUCAGGCAGACCUAAGCAUGGCCAGCAGGAAGACCAAGAAGAAGGAAGGGGGGGGCCUUCGGGCCCAGAGAGCAUCAUCCAACGUCUUUUCCAACUUUGAGCAGACCCAGAUCCAGGAGUUCAAGGAGGCAUUCACACUGAUGGAUCAGAACCGAGAUGGCUUUAUUGACAAGGAGGAUCUGAAGGACACCUAUGCCUCCCUGGGCAAAACCAACGUCAAGGAUGAUGAGCUGGAUGCCAUGCUCAAGGAGGCCUCGGGGCCCAUCAACUUCACCAUGUUCCUGAAUAUGUUUGGGGCGAAGCUGAUGGGUACGGAUGCCGAAGAGACCAUCCUAAAUGCCUUCAAGAUGCUGGAUCCUGAAGGCAAAGGCAGCAUCAACAAGGACUACAUCAAGCGGCUGUUGAUGUCUCAGGCAGACAAGAUGACCGCUGAAGAGGUUGACCAGAUGUUCCAGUUUGCCACCAUCGAUGCUGCAGGCAACCUGGACUACAAGGCACUGAGCUACGUGCUCACCCACGGGGAGGAGAAGGAGGAGUGA